Perca flavescens (yellow perch) is the source of this 3204-nucleotide messenger RNA. It is a transcript of the gene rfng, whose product is annotated as RFNG O-fucosylpeptide 3-beta-N-acetylglucosaminyltransferase. The transcript has 9 exons. Gene Ontology annotation, cellular component: Golgi membrane. The coding region runs from base 463 to 1650 and encodes 395 amino acids. Gene Ontology annotation, molecular function: O-fucosylpeptide 3-beta-N-acetylglucosaminyltransferase activity. Gene Ontology annotation, biological process: pattern specification process. The record is from RefSeq and is a predicted model, not a curated record. NCBI's taxonomy places the organism in Eukaryota, Metazoa, Chordata, Actinopteri, Perciformes, Percidae.
UGUUAUCACGUCCAGCUUGGCACUGCUUUCCGACAUGAGUUUAGUGGUUUGUGGAAUGUUUGGAAGCCUCGAAGUGGACGGGCUGCCUGUGAAAGUAGCCGUGUGCUGGUUUAAGCAGUCUUAAUAACUUCCUGACCGCCAUUAAGACCGCUGACCUACUCCGAAACGGCAGAAGAGGAUCUACGAAAACCGCUGGACGGUCAAUUUAAAGUCACGUCGGAACAAAAAGAAAGACAGCGAGUCGAGCAGUGGAUCCGGUGGCAUUCACGUUAUCAUUCAACACCAUCGAAACAGUUUUUUUCUUUCAGUAAGCUAGUUGCUUUUCAGUCAAAGCUAUAUGCUUCCGUUCUCGUCAUAUUGGAAAAAACCGUCAAAUGUGUCCUCCAAAAUGUCAUGAAUUCCAUGUGAUGGUGUGAGGAUGGGACAGGGUGGUGUUGGGAGUGACUGCAGCCCUGGAGGCUGAUGAACCCGCUCCAUUGGCCAGUCAGGAUGCACAUAGCUUCAGUGGGUGUCAGCAAAUUUUGCUUCCUGUUUUCCCUCGCUUUCUGCGGCCUCCUGCUUCUGCUCAUCCCUGCCCUCCAGCCCCCGGCGCGGCAGGUGGACCUGCCUCAGCCCCGACCCCAAGUCAGACCUGCAAAGGCAGGCCCAUCACACUAUGUUAGGGUUCCCGGAGCGUCUGUCGAUGCAGGGGAAACUGACUCUGCCACAGAGCCUAAUAUGAGCUCAGCAGGGCAGGGGAGAUCCACUGAGACUGAAGGUACCAGGAAUGAUAUCCAUAGUCCCAAGAGGGGGAUGGACUCCAAAAGGUCUAGGUCACGGGACCUGUUAGAGUUUAAGGACAUUUUCAUUGCAGUGAAGACUACCAGGAAGUACCACAAGUCCAGACUGGAGCUGCUGAUUCAGACCUGGGUUUCCCAAGCUAAAGAACAGACCUACAUAUUCACAGACGGUGAGGACAAGGAGCUGAGGAUGAGAACCGGAGCUAACAUCAUCAACACUAACUGCUCAGCAGCUCACACCCGGCAGGCUCUGUGCUGCAAGAUGUCUGUGGAGUACGAUAAAUUCAUCGAGUCUCAGAAGAAGUGGUUCUGCCAUGUGGAUGAUGAUAACUAUGUGAUCCUGCCCAGCCUGCUGCGGCUGCUCUCCUCCUACCACCACAGCCAGGAUGUCUACCUGGGCCGGCCCAGCCUGGAUCAUCCUAUAGAGGCUGCAGAGAGGGUCAAGAGUGAUGGAUCGGUUUCUGUCAAGUUCUGGUUUGCCACAGGUGGAGCAGGUUUCUGUAUCAGCAGAGGCCUGGCACUGAAAAUGAGCCCAUGGGCCAGUUUGGGGAAUUUCAUCAGCACAGCAGAGAGGAUCCGACUACCAGACGACUGCACCAUCGGCUACAUCAUCGAGGCGCUGCUGGAGGUGACCCUCACACACACACACCUCUUCCACUCUCACCUGGAGAACCUACAGAAGCUGCCCACGGACACGGUGCUGGAGCAGGUGACUCUCAGCUUCGGAGGCUUUAAAAACAGAAGAAAUGUGGUCAGCAUUGUUGGAGGCUUUUCACUGGCUGAGGACCCCACAAGGUUCAAGACGGUGCACUGCCUUCUGUAUCCAGAUACUAGCUGGUGUCCAAAACUCCAACAUCGCCACAUAAACUGAAAGACGCUGGGUUUUUACCCUGUAGCACUCAUACCUGCUAAACUUUUAUUCCACUGCCUCACCCUGCCACGAUUGGCAGUUGGGUUCAGCUGGAAAAAUAUGCCAUGUCACGUGUCAUUUGGUGGAUGCCUGAUGCAGCCUUACCUCAUGCUCCAUGAAUGCAGUGCUAGUUGUUUUUGUUACCCCUCAGAGGCAGAGCUAUUCAACAGGCAAAAUGUAUAUAACUCCUGAACUCAAUCUAAAUAGGUGGAACCAAAGAAUGAUUUGUUUCUGGCUACCGGAGCAUGUGUGUGGGUAAAGCCACUAGUGGCCAGAGCCGUAUUACCCCCAAAAGUAAAUUAGCUUUUGAGAGUUGACUAUAAACACUAACCUAAAUGUUCUUUAACAGAGAUACACAGCAGUCUCCUAGAUAGUUCACCAAAUUGUAAGUUCAUGUCACAGCCAUCAGGUAGAAAUGUUUCAACUUAAUUCAUGAGAAAAUCUUUUUUUCCAAAGUUUGAUAAGCUUCCUUAGCUUGGUCAUCGCUAUCAAGAAGACUCCAGCUAAGCUGUGAGAGCAUGCCACAUUCAUGUUAUAUGGUUUAGUCAGCAAAAUGGGGGAAAAAGUGGGCAUGUCCUCUUCCUAUUUUUAAUAGUUUAUUUGAUUUUACCAAGGCACGCAAUUGCAGUUAAAUAAUGGGAGGGUUUUCCAUUUGUACGCUUCUGUCGACAUCUGCAGCACAAGAGUCCUAGCAUAGGCUUUGCCACUGUAGUUCGGAUCCAACACUGCACCCUAGUUGCUGAAUUGGCCCAAUGUCAAAAACAGCUUUUUUUGCCUCCCCUAUUGUGUAUGUGGUGUGUUGUGACGGCUGACUUUGAGGCUCACUGCAGUUGGACGUUUCUUAUCUCAAAGCUCUGCGGGACUUUUUGUGUGUUAAUGAUUCAACCAGGAGAAUUCCAUGCCCAUCUAAGUUGAAUAGGCAGCCACCUAAUGGUGUCUCCAUCUGGAACCUUGGCCACCCCACAUACUGUAUCCUAGCACAUGUGGUACUCCGCUGGUCAAGUCAACUCACAGUGGAUAGAGACAGGAAGUAGGCAAAAUGGAAGCCAGUACUUUAAAACCUAGCAAACUUGCUAAAUGUAGAUGUAAAUGCUUUUGAAGUUAACUUCUUCUUCGAGCUAGGCAAGCUAGUUAUCUUGAAGGAUAGGAACGUAUCUUAAUUCAACCCUCACAUGGCAUACAGUAUGUAUGUUGAAAGAGCAACGAGUCACUGUAAUUAUUCCUCCUCUCCAUAACUGCUGUGAACGUUAAUCAAGUGGGUAUCCUUGUUCUGGGAGUCCCAUGUGAGUUUAUUACAGGUGUUUGGUCACGUCAACAAACCUACAUGGGCUACCUGGAGGAGUGGCUCCACCACGGCUCAGCAGUAACGCUGUAGUAUAAAAUUCCAUCUUUGUGUUUCCACAGACAGAGUGCAGUGCAGUCUUUCAAUCAAAGAGUCUCUUCAUGGUCAGUAUAGACAGAUGAGUAAUGAUUACGGCCUUUUUGUAACAUACAUAUGGGUGUACAUAUGAGUGU